AUGAAUUUUCGAACAGAAAAGUCUUUGGUUGUCUCCGAGCAAACAAAUUAGAAUUAAGACAAAAAAGAACAAAAGAUUUACCAAUGGGAUUAGGAAAAGUAUAAGCUUGUUAAAAUUAAUAUUCAAAUUUAUUUUACUUAGGAACAAAAAAUAGUAUAUUUGAAAGAUAAUUUAAUUUUGAGGAUGUAAGUAUUAUUCACUAGUUAUAAAGCGAAUAAAUUUAUGAUACCUCCAAAGAUAUAGAAAUCUUAAAUAAUAUGGAACAAAUUCAAUUUCUUUAUUGGUCAGGAUAAUAUGGAUUGAAAAACAAGAAAUAGGGAAAAUGGAUGGCUUCUUGGGAUGGAAAAGUUCUCAUAAAUAUUGGUGGAUACUAUAGAGAUGGAUUGAAGUAAGGUUUAUGGAAAGAACUUAUCAAAAAUUAUUGGAGGUAAAUUAUUUAGAUUUAUUAAUAAUUAUAGUCGAGCUACAGUUUUUGAAACAGGAGAGUACCAUAAUGACCUUAGAAUAGGUAAAUGGAAUUAUGGUUUCUAAAAAAAUAAGAUGUUGGUUAUAUUAAUAAUUAUUAAGUGAUGGCGAAUUUUAAAAUAGCGAUGGUGGGUUCUACAAUAGGGUAGGAUAGAAAAAAGGCAAAUGGGUUGAGUUGGAUGAAGGAUUUUUUAUUUUAAAAAAAAUCACUCAUCAUGGUGAAUAUAAUAAAAUGGGUUAUAAGGUAGGAAGAUGGGACAUUGUAUUUAGGGAAAAAUUAAUGUAAUAUAAACAUGAUAAUAAUAUGAUAGUGGUGGCGGAUAAUACGAUUAAGAGGAAUAUUAGAAGAAAAUUGGGAAGUGGAUUGAGAUAGAUGAAGAGUUUAGAGAUGAUAAAUAAAUCACAUAUAUUGGGGAAUAUAAUAUAAAAGGUAUGAAAAUAGGCAGGUGGGAAAUUAUAUUCAAAGAGUUAUAAAUGUAAUGUUUAAUUUAAUAAUUUGUUAGUGGUGGCGGAUCAUAUGAUUAAGCGGGUUUAAAGAUUGGAAAGUGGGUUGAAUUAUGGGAAGGCUUUUAGUACAGUGCUUAGGUUAUUUGUAAUGGAGAAUAUAAUAUGAAUGGCUUACAAAUAGGUAGAUGGGAUAUUAGUUAUUGUGAUGUGGAUGGUGAUGGGAAAUAUCAAUAUCUGUAAAUAUUGAAUUAAUAUUUGUAAGUGGAGGUGGAUCAUAUGAUUAAAAGGGUUUGAAUAAAAUUGGAAAGUGGGUAGAAUUAUGGGGAGGGUUUCAUAAUUUGGCUUAAGUGACUUAUCAAGGUGAAUAUAAUAUAAAGGGUAUGAAGGUUGGUCAAUGGGAUAUUAUGUAUUGUGAAGUUAGAGAUGGAAAAUAUAAAAAAAUGUAAAUAUUAUAAGUAUAAUAAAAUAUUCUAGUGGAGGGGGAUUAUAUGAUUAAAAGGAAGGUUAAAAAAAGAUUGGAAAAUGGAUAGAAUUGGAUGAAGGAUUUAAGGAUGGCAGAUAAAUCACUCAUAAUGGUGAAUAUAAUAUGAUAGGUAAGAAAGUUGGGGCAUGGAUUAAAAUGGGUACAAAUUAUGGAAAACAUAUUUAUGAAUAUUUAAAAUAUAAGAAAUGA
Paramecium sonneborni is the source of this 1585-nucleotide messenger RNA. NCBI's taxonomy places the organism in Eukaryota, Ciliophora, Oligohymenophorea, Peniculida, Parameciidae. The record is from the annotation of a GenBank genome assembly.